Molecule: messenger RNA, 2453 nt
Organism: Cydia splendana
Lineage: Eukaryota; Metazoa; Arthropoda; Insecta; Lepidoptera; Tortricidae
Product: queuosine 5'-phosphate N-glycosylase/hydrolase
Exons: 5
Coding region: 116-1099 (327 amino acids)
Source: RefSeq, a predicted model, not a curated record
CUUUCGGAGUUCGGACUGGCAAAUACCUAGUUGGCGCGGCUGCACAAGUUUUUAAAAACUUGCUGGCUUUUAAACCUCUUCUCCAUUAUAACUAAUAAAAAUACUCAAGGUUAAAAUGUUGUGGCCGGCCGCUGCGGGUGAGUUCAUCGCGGAAAACGCUCAGCACGUCAAGAUACAUGAAGACGGACUUGAUAAGCUGUGUAAAGAGAUGUUAAAAGGCCUAGACAUCCCCGACACGGGCGCGGACAUGAUUCACCCCUCCAAGGACCACCCUCGCGCCGUCGACUGGGUAUUUGUCUGUGACGCGCUCAACUUUUGCUUCUGGUCGUACUCCGGGGUGGAGAAGUGGACGGUGGAUGGGCAUUCGGGGUAUUAUGCUUUGGAGGCAGCACUGCAUAGAGCUAUUAAGGAAGGCCACGACAUAACCAACCCAGAAUACUACUCCAAAAUCACCGCAGACCAACUCCACCACAUAAUGCGAAGCGACAAUUCCGUCCUAAUCCCACUCUUCAACGAGCGACUAUCGGUCCUUCACGAAGUCGGUACAAUCCUACUUCAAAAAUACGAAGGGACUUUUCAAACAUGCGUCAAAGCUGCUAAUAAAUCUGCUGUGAAAUUACUUGAGAUUAUAGUCGAGAAUUUCCCAUGUUUUAAAGAUGAGGCUACAUAUAAGGGCCAAAGAGUCGCUAUAUAUAAAAGAGCGCAGAUUUUAGUGGCUGAUCUUUGGAAUUUCUUUGACAAGGAAGGGUGGGGCGAGUUUGAGGAUAUAGAUAAGAUGACGAUGUUUGCUGAUUAUAGGGUGCCGCAGGUUUUAGUGUUUUUUGGGGUGAUGAGUUAUAGUGACGAGUUGAUGGAAAAAUUGAAGAGAGAUGAACUCCUCCCAAGCGGUUCGGAACAAGAAGUAGAAAUCCGCGGCUGUUCCAUCCACGCCGUGGAACUUCUCAAGAAGAAGCUAGGUUCUAGCACGAAGCUAGAAGGUUCUAGCACGAAGGACUUGAACUCUAGCUAUAUCGAUUAUUAUCUGUGGUGCUAUCGGCGCAAGUAUGCUGAGGAGAUGGAGAAAGUGCCUUUCCAUAAGACGCUGGGGAUAUAUUACUGAGGUAUCAUUGUUAUAUUGCAGCUAUAGGUAAUUACAGUCAGCGUCGAAUAGAUAGUGAACGCCCAAGUCGCCAAUUUUUUUUUAUUCCACAUCGCUGGCAUACAAGCAUACGGCCCGCCUGAUGGCAAGCAGUCACGGUAGCCUAUGGAAGCCUGCAGUUGCACUCCAGAGGUGCUACAUGCGCGUUACCGACCUUUUACCUGUACUGUACACUCCUUUCUUGAAGAACCCAAUACUGUAGAAGUGUAGACCCUCGGGAAAACCUCGGAACACAUAAUUGUUGUCUAUGGCAGGGGUCUCCAAACCCCGGCCCGCGGGCCAAAUCCGGCCCGCGAAGCGUUCCAAUCUGGCCCGCCGACAGCGUUCCAAUCCGGCCCGCGGGACCCAGGCUCCAGGGGUUCAGCCCUAACAGAAGCAACCAGAUACACCGACCCCCCCUCGGCGACGACGGCGGCCCGCGCGAAAUUUCUGAGGCGCAAUAUGGCCCUCAGGUAAAAAAGUUUGGAGACCCCUGGUCUAUGGUAACAAUAAAGGUGUGUUACGAUCUAUUUGGCCACUUUGGCUGGCUCUAUCUAUUUGAUGUUGGCUAUACAACUUAACUCAGAUGGCUGGUGAGGUUAGGUUCUUAGGUUAGGUUAGUCGCAGUGUUUGUAGUGGAAGAUGGAAUAGUUCUUGAGUUCAUUGACCAGUUUGUAUUUAAUUUACACUUACUAAAAAAAUCAGUUGAAUGCACCGUAAUACCGUCUGAGUUAAGAGGAGAUUUAUCGAAAUGAAACCUAUUUAAUUUUGUUGAAAAAGCCAUCAUGCUAAUGUUUUGUACUUUAUUCAAAUCUAAUUUGCCAUAUUCGCUAAACUUUAAUAAGCAUGGUCCAUAAAUAAUGUUAUACCAGGUUAUGGGUCCAGCAUUGCUUUCACUUUUGACUAUUCAGGAAAUAAAUGCAGGUGUAAAUUAUAUUUCCUGAUUUAUAUAAAGUGCUGUGCACUUUUUUGUGAUAAAUUUGGUGCCUAUUAACCCUUUCCAGGCAUAGUGCACCUAACGACCAUAGAGUUUAUAUAAUAUAAUAGAAUUUGAACCUUAGGAGUCCAAUGUAAGGUUUAUAUACCUAGGUACUAUUGGACUUUCGGGAAAAGUGACUUGUCAUUAAAUGAAUCAUCAAAGCUGCAUUAUGUUUAAUAUAUUAGCAUUUUUUGGGAAAACCUUGUAGUUUGGUGCGGCCUGGAAAAGGGUUAAAGCCUUGUGGUCGCUAUACGUAUAAGUAGGUACCUAACUUAUAAGCUAAAACUGUAUUUUAUAUAGGCGUAAUUUUUUAGGCAUAUUUAACUUUUUGCUACAUAUUUUAAGUAUUUUAUUGCA